Eruca vesicaria subsp. sativa (arugula) is the source of this 1243-nucleotide messenger RNA. The record is from the annotation of a GenBank genome assembly. NCBI's taxonomy places the organism in Eukaryota, Viridiplantae, Streptophyta, Magnoliopsida, Brassicales, Brassicaceae.
UCGUCUUCCUCUAUAACUUCCGACAAAGAAGAAAAAAACAACAAAAACAGUUAAAACGUUAUCACUUUCUUCUUUUGUCUUCUUUAGAACAAAUCAUGCAUAGAUCCAAAACACAAUCUCUAAACCCGUCAUUCUCCUCUACUCUCCUCGAUGAAAUCUACAAUUCCAUCGAUCAGAAACCCAACAAAACUCAACCUUUUGUCGGCUCUGUCAAAAAACAGAGUAUCAGCGUAACAAGUUCAGUUCCUGCCCGGAAAAUCAACCAAGACCGGUUCUUUAGCUCUGUGUCGUCUUCCUCUGAUUCCAACUCAAGUAUUUUCUCAUCUUCCGACACUGAAACAACUCAAGCUAAGAAGUUAUCUUCUUCAAGACCGUUAUGUUUCGGCCCGUGUAAGACAAAACAGAGAAAAACAGAGGACAAAGCUCUGUUUCACCAAAACAGAGCAACCCGAGUGUCUCACGAUUACGCCUACGAAGAAAGAUCGGCGAGUAAUCAAAAGAAGAAGCUCAAAACUCCAUCUUCACCUGGAGUACGAGUCGUUAACUUCAUCAAUGCCUUGUUCAGCAAGCAAUCAACGGCGGUUAAGAAGAGUUAUCCGAGGAAGACGAGCUACGUUGACUCUGCAUUCUCUAAAAAACGAACUGAUUAUUACUCAUCUUCGACGUGUUCUUCAGCUUCUUCCUUCUCCAGGUCUUGUCUGAACAAACGCUCCGAGAAAUCAUCUGAACGUAUCAAACCAAGCGUCAAUGUGAUCGUCCCCGAGAUCAGAUCCUAUGUCGAAGAAGAAGAAGGCUAUCUCAGAAAGUCGGUGAUGAAGAAUGUGGAAGAUGGAGGGAGGAGAUCAGUGGAGGAGAUUGCGAGAGAGUUUUUGAGAGAUUAUCAGAGCAAGAAAUAUGAAAACAGUUUGGUUAAGAAUAAUGAUCUCGAGGAUUAUGAUGAUGAUGAUGAUGAUGAUGAUGAUGUUGCAAGUGAUUCGAGUUCGGAUUUGUUUGAACUGGAUUUAGUAGGAACACAUCAUCGUAAUCUGUAUGAAGAUGAACUUCCUGUGUAUGAAACCACUUUUGCUGGUUUGAUCUUGUGAAGCUUUUCUUUAGGUUUUUCGAUUUUAUUUUUUAAGUUUUAGUAUCAUGUGAUUCUCCACAUCUUUGUUUGGUUUUGUAACUAUAUGUCGUGUAAUACUUUUUGUGCUUGUUAAAUGAUCCGAUCAUGCUUUUACUAUUCUACUAGGAUAAGACCUGCGCC